Fukomys damarensis (Damara mole-rat) is the source of this 2492-nucleotide messenger RNA. RefSeq names its product sialic acid acetylesterase (gene Siae). The transcript is spliced from 10 exons. The record is from RefSeq and is a predicted model, not a curated record. Gene Ontology annotation, molecular function: sialate O-acetylesterase activity. The coding region runs from base 43 to 1629 and encodes 528 amino acids. Gene Ontology annotation, biological process: carbohydrate metabolic process. Lineage: Eukaryota; Metazoa; Chordata; Mammalia; Rodentia; Bathyergidae.
ACCCCGCCCUUCGUGGCUCUGCGGACACCGCUUGGCGGAAGAAUGGUCGCCCCUGCAUCUGUGUUUGGGCUGGUGCUGCCUUUAAUCCUGUGGGCUGACAGAAGUGAAGGUAUUGGUUUUCACUUUGCUUCAUACAUUGAUAAUUAUAUGGUGCUGCAGAAGGAACCUGCUGGAGCAGUGAUCUGGGGCUUUGGUAUACCUGGAGCCACAGUGACAGUGACCUUGUGCCAAGGUCAGGAAGCCAUCAUGAAGAAAGUGACCAGUGUGAAAGCAGCCUCUAACACCUGGAUGGUGGUACUGGACCCUAUGAAGCCUGGUGGACCUUUUGAAGUGAUGGCACAACAGUUUCUAGGUACAAUGACCUCUACCUUGAGAGUUCAUGAUGUAUUAUUUGGAGAUGUCUGGCUUUGCAGUGGACAGAGCAACAUGCAGAUGACAGUUUUACAGAUAUUUAAUGCUACAAAGGAACUGUCCGACACUGCUGCCUACCAGUCUGUCCGCAUCCUCUCUGUCUCCCUCACUGAGGCAGAGGAGGAGCUGGAGGAUCUUGACGCAGUUGAUUUGCGGUGGUCAAAGCCCACUGCAGAAAACUUAGGCAAUGGCUACUUCACAUACAUGUCAGCAGUGUGCUGGCUCUUUGGGCGUUACCUGUAUGACACUCUACAGUAUCCCAUUGGGCUGAUCUCCUCCAGCUGGGGUGGGACACCCAUUGAAGCCUGGUCAUCAGAAAGGUCACUGAAAGCCUGUGGAAUCCUUACAAAAGGAUCGGUUAUGCAUGAUUCUGUAUCUGGUCCCAGUGAGCACUCUGUUCUCUGGAAUGCCAUGAUCCAUCCACUACACAAUAUGACUCUGAAAGGUGUGGUAUGGUACCAGGGGGAGGCCAAUAUACAUUAUAACAAGGACCUGUACAAUUGCACGUUCCCUGCCCUCAUUGAAGACUGGCGCCAGACCUUCCACAGUGGCUCCCAGGGACAGACAGAGCGUUUCUUUCCCUUUGGAUUUGUCCAGUUAUCUUCGGAUUUGUCUGUGAACAACACAGAUGAUGGAUUUCCUCAGAUCCGUUGGCAUCAAACAGCAGACGUUGGCUUUGUACCCAACCCAAAGAUGCCCAAUACUUUCAUGGCUGUGGCUAUGGAUCUCUGUGACAGGGACUCACCUUUUGGCAGCAUCCAUCCCAGGGACAAACAGACUGUGGCUUAUCGGUUGCACUUGGGAGCCCGUGCUGUGGCUUAUGAUGAGAAGAAUUUGAUCUUUCAAGGACCACUGCCUGAGAAGAUAGAACUCUUGGCUCACAAGGGUCUGCUCAACCUUACAUAUUACCAGAAAAUCCAGGUGCAGAGGCAGGACAAGAAGAUAUUUGAGAUCUCAUGUUGCAGUGACCAUCAAUGCAAGUGGCUUCCAGCUCCCAUGAACACUUUCUCUACCCAGAUCCUGACCUUGAGUAUCAACUCUUGUCUUGGCACCGUGGCUGCUCUUCGCUAUGCCUGGAGCACAUGGCCUUGUGAAUAUAAGCAGUGUCCCCUCUACCACCCUAGCAGUAGCCUGCCAGCUCCUCCCUUUAUUGCUUUCAUUACAGAGCAGGCUUCUGGACUGUCCAAUGACAGCUCCAUAUGGUCAGAUCUUAAAUGAUGACAGGUCUUAAUGUUGCUUUUGAAGGAAAUUUAUAAAAUACCUGACAGCUCCCAGCUAGCACAUGGCUAUAUAUUUUGAGAUAACUGGGGCUGGCAGACAACUUGAACUAUUUGCCUUUGUUCCCUUAUUAGCCUAAUCCUCAACACUGGACUAAUUCUGAACUACAAACUGGAUCGCGGUAUCAUACAUGUUCUAGCACUUUUGGCCCCUUUCCUCCAGAACUGUGCAAUCUCAGGGUUAGAAGGUUUUAAAGGCCACCGAAGCUGACUAGUGUUUCCUGUGUCCUCUGCAGAUUCUUUGACACGUGGCUAUUGAGUCCCUGUAACAAGUUCCUAUUAUGAAUUUUCCAAGUUUUUUUAUAAAUAUGGAACUGAAAUAUGAAAUUCUGAGUUUCAGAUAAUUGAAGACAGACUUGUUUGUAUUUUCUUUAAGCCCAAAAUAAUUCUACUCCUUCAGUCUAAAUAAUGACUAUUAAACAAACUGCCAGACCCAUGAAAGCUUAUUGGGAGAAGCUAAGGAUCCGCCUUGAGGAAUGAAGAGAAAGGGCCACAAGGGGCUACUACCCCAAGCAGGCACCCAGGUAGCAAUAACUAAGGGAUUGAGGUGGGGUUGGACCACAGGUUUAGGAAAAUAUGACAGUAGAGGUAACUAAUGCCAACUGUCAUUAGCAUGAAGUAUAAGUUUCAGGCCCUUUAAAGGCAAAAGACUUAAAGAUAGUCCACACAGGAGGAAAAAAAGGCUGAAAGUAAAGCUACACAGUAAGCUUAUAAAAAUAGUGCAGAUGAAGCAAAUAUGAAAGGGUUUUACCUAUAUUAAGAAGCAUAAUGCAGUUUACUAGUUGAUUAAAAAUAGCUGAAGAA